This is a messenger RNA of Sporothrix brasiliensis 5110, 792 nucleotides long. RefSeq names its product malate dehydrogenase. The record is from RefSeq and is a predicted model, not a curated record. The transcript has 2 exons. Lineage: Eukaryota; Fungi; Ascomycota; Sordariomycetes; Ophiostomatales; Ophiostomataceae. Bases 1 to 792 code for a protein of 263 amino acids.
AUGGCUGCACGAUCGUUGACUCUCCUCGCCAGCUUGCUUGCUGUCGUCUCGGCCGCACCACCACCACCGUGCAAGGCGCCUACCUACGCUCUCCCCUUGACCGGUACUGGUACCGAACUCCCUCCUGUUAGCCCUGGCUUGGCCCUUUUGAAAAUCGCCGUUGGCCACGGCAUCCAGAAUUACACCUGCGCUUCCAACAGUGCGGCAACCGUCGCCACCGGUGCCCUGGCUACCCUCUACGAUGUCACCAACCUGUACCCCGGCACCGCAGUGACUGGUCUUCACCCUGAUGCCUUCAACGCCAUCUCCAACACCGUCCUCUGGGGCCAGGAUCUUCCCCUGAACCUGCAGAACGCCGCGGCCUCCAGCCCGGGCACCCCUUCAACCCCCAACGUUCUCGGCGAGGCUGACUACGGCGCCGUCAUCGCUGAUCCCUUCUUGGCCGCCGCUGCCCUCCCGCUGCCUGGUGUCCUGCCCAAAUCUGUUCCGUUCCUGGGUCAUCACUACUUUGACUCCAACGGUGUACCCAUCUUCAACCUGGUCGCCGCCAACCUCUACGGCAGCAUGACCAAGACUGGCAACGUCAAGGCGCCCUCGACUGCAGGCACCGGCAUCCUGUCCACGGGCGCCGUCGACUGGCUCCAGCUGUCUGCCAGUUCCAACGCUGCCUCCAACAGCAUCAAGCAGGUAUACCGCGUCAUCACUGUCGGUGGUGCCUCGCAUACCUGCGACAUUCUCAACGCUGCUGGUGGCAGUGUCCCCUACACUGCUUUCUACUGGUUCUUCGGUUAA